AAUCUGAAUGGUUUCCUUGUUUUCAUCGUUCACGGAGUCCAAAGCCAAAGGAAACAGAAGGAGACGGAGGCGCUCCCUCCCCAUAAAUCCGAAGCCAAAGCCAAAAGAGACCAUCCCACUCCACACUCCACACUCCGGCAGCUCGGCCGCCUCCUCUCCUGUUCUCCUGCAUGCUCGCCGCCGGCGAUGCCCAGCCCGCUCAAGCGCCCCUCCCUCGGCCGCCUGCUCGCCUCCCUCCGGUCUCCCUCCCGCGUCCCCGUCCAGACAGGCUUCCCCACCUCCCUCGCCGACCUCGUCGUCAAGAACCAUGCCCGCCUCAGGAACCCCCGCAAGCCAUGCCGCCCCACCGCCCCUCCGGCGCUCCCUCCGUCUACCGCGGUUGUGGAAGACUCUUCGCUGCCUCUGUCGCCCGAGCCUCCCUCGCCGGUGGUCGUAGAGCCGGACUCCUCGGCUCCGGUGGCGCGGCCGCUGGACGACGCGCCCAAAGGCGCCGCCUUCCUCCGGCCCCGCCCGCAGCUCCUCGCGCUCGGCGGCGCCGUGGCGCUCGCGCUCCUCGCCGUGUGGAGCGAGGGCACCGUCGCGGCCCUCACCGUCGCCUCGCUGUCGCUGCUCUGGAUCGAGUCGGCGUGUCGACGGCGCUCUGGCCCGGAGGAGCUGCCCGAUUCGGGCGGCCGCGGCCCCGUAUCGCCGAUUUGGGAGGUGGAAGAAGCGCCCCGGUCAUCCAGCUGCUCGGAUUCCGACAAGAGCAGCGAGCUCGUCUCCGGCGGCGAAGAUCCGGCCACCCCGAAGAGGAAAGCGAAGAGAUCGCUGCGGAAAAUAAUAUCCAAGACGCUGCAGAAGAAGAAGCCCAAGGCCAAGGACGCCUCGGGCUCCGACGGCGAGGUCGUCGAGCAGCCUGACGGCGCCGAGCCAACCAAAACCGAGGCCUUUCUAAUUCUAGCCCCUUCCACUUCCACCACAGACACAGAGGAGGCCCCGUCGGAGCCAAGCACAGAAUCGUCGGUGGAGAUGAAGACGGAGACGGAAAGGCUAGUGGAUAGAUUCAAGUUCCCCCUGGCGGCGUUCGUCCCGGUCAUCCUCGCCGGCCUCGCCGCCGGGAAGCUCCCGGCGACGGCGCUGGCCGUGCUCUGCGCCGCCUUCUUCUUCGGCGCGCGCCGUUGAGCGUGUUUAGGCAAGCAGUGAUGCGCUGAGUUUGAGUGUUUUCCUGAUCCCCUCGAAACCGGGGGAGAUGAGUGUGAGUCCGCUUGUAAAUAAAAAGUAAAAAUCAAAGACAGAAGAAGAAGAAGAAGACGAAGAAAUCCAUACAUACAUGUUGAAUGUUGAAUGUUGGCUCAAAUCCAACAUUCGAAAUAUGCUCAAAUCCAACAUUCAACAUUCUGAAUGGAAUGGACAGAUACAUGUUGUGAUUCUCAAAUCCAAGUAGAAAUGCUGCUGCCAUGUCAUGUCUGAAUUUCUUUCCUGUUGAACACUUCUUUCCAUGAUAGCGAUCGUGCAAAACCGUUAGUUGAGUUCAAAA
Hordeum vulgare subsp. vulgare (domesticated barley) is the source of this 1516-nucleotide messenger RNA. RefSeq lists its product as uncharacterized. The transcript has 2 exons. Lineage: Eukaryota; Viridiplantae; Streptophyta; Magnoliopsida; Poales; Poaceae. The coding region runs from base 187 to 1161 and encodes 324 amino acids. The record is from RefSeq and is a predicted model, not a curated record.